AUGAUAUCUAUCCCAAAUGCUGUGGAACGCUAUUCUAUGAUGAAGGAUGAUAAAAGCAACAGAAGUUCAGCCAUUGCUGCAAUCAUUUUCUUCCUUUUUUCUUUUAUUCUCUUCCUUCUGGCUUUUUUUUUUUUUGUUUUCGUAUCUCCUUUGCCUCUGGACUCUUCUUCCUUUUGCUUUUCUUCUCUACUAUUCUUAUUUGACUUCCCUCCUCGAUGUUACUUUUCUUCAUAUUUUUCUUGUAUAUAUUCUUUUUUGCACACAUUUUUUUUCUUUCUUUCUCUUUUCUUCUCUUCUUUUCUUCUGGCUUCUUCUUCCUUUUUUUUUUUCUUCUGGCUUUUUAUUUUAAGUAUCUACUUUCCUUCUGGACCCUUCUUCUUUUUUCUUUUCUUCUCUUCUAUUCUUAUUUGGUUUCCCCUUCUUCAUGUUGUUUUUCUUCAUAUUUUUCUUUUUGUUUCUUUCUUUUUUUCUGGUUCUUUCUCCCACGUUCUGAAUGGCUAUCUUCUUCUUCUUCUUCUUCUUGAAUCUUCUUCUUCUUCUUCUUCUUCUUCCUUGUUUUCUUCCUCCUCCUCCUACUUUCUCAGUUCUUUAUUUAAGCGUUCACUUGCUGCUCAUUGUCUUUUUCUUCUUUCUCUUCUCAUAUUUACAUGUUCCCUCUUUAAUCUCUUUCCCUUAUUUAUUUCUUCUUUUCAUUUCUUUCUGCAAUUAAACCUUCAACUCAAAAGAAAUUUGAUAUUUACCUAUUCAUAUCUAUCUAUCUAUCUAUCUAUCUAUCUAUCUAUCUAUCUAUCUAUCUAUCUAGUGCAAUGUUAA
This is a messenger RNA of Acanthosepion pharaonis, 813 nucleotides long. The record is from the annotation of a GenBank genome assembly. NCBI's taxonomy places the organism in Eukaryota, Metazoa, Mollusca, Cephalopoda, Sepiida, Sepiidae.